AGAUUAGGCAAGGCUUUCCACAGAUAAUCAUUUAGCCAGCUCUGUUCUGUUUUGUGAGCUCUUUUCUUUUUCCUCCUGUUUUCCUGCGAUGGAGCACUUCUUGUGCUGAAGGUCGGAAUGAAUUUCUCUUCAGUUUGAUGAGUGAAGCUGUGGUCUGCAGACUGAUGGGUUAUGGGCUGGUUAUGGAUAUGUGAUUUUCACGCUGCUCAGAGUAAUCGGACUGCCACUAAUACCUGCUGCUGCUGCUAACAGGAGGCGAUGGGGGAAGUUUGUUCACUGAGUCCCUGUCAGGCUGGAUCUGCACCUCAGGCUUGCCGCUGAGUUGCAUUUUUCAAUAAGAUACCGACCAAGCUCUGGACGAAGGAGACAUGGCCAGCAACUCUUUCCGCGGGUCCAAACGAGGACGUUAUGCCGAGGCCAACCAUGAGCCAGAGUUCAGCUGCUCUCUGCAGGAGCUGCAAUCACUUAUGGAUCUUCGAGGAGCUGAUGCGAUCGCCAGGAUUCAGAACUGCUACGGAGAUGUUAACGGACUGUGUACCAAACUCAGAACAUCACCCGUUGAAGGUCUUGAAGGAAAACCAGAGGACAUAAACAAGAGGAAAGAAGAAUUUGGACUGAAUGUCAUCCCUCCUAAAAAGCCUAAAACCUUUUUACAGUUAGUGUGGGAGGCCCUGCAGGAUGUCACGCUUAUCAUCUUGGAGGUGGCAGCUGUCAUUUCUCUAGGCCUUUCGUUCUACAAUCCACCAGAUGCAGAAAGACAAAACUGUGGAAAAGCAGCUGGUGGCGUGGAAGAAGAGGGGGAAGCGGAGACCGGAUGGAUCGAAGGCGCCGCCAUUCUCCUGUCGGUGGUAUGUGUGGUGCUGGUGACGGCUUUUAAUGACUGGAGCAAAGAGAAACAGUUCCGCGGUCUGCAGAGUCGCAUCGAACAGGAGCAAAAGUUCACCAUCGUCCGAUUGGGGCAGGUGAUCCAGAUCAAAGUGUCGGAGAUUGUGGUUGGAGACAUCGCACAAGUCAAGUAUGUAYCCCAUGUAGAGAAAAACAAGGACAGAGCUACUGUUGAGAUGCAACCACUCAAYGAAGAUGGAGAACCAGAGAAGAAGAAGAAGGUUCUUCCAAAAAAGGAGAAAUCUGUCCUUCAGGGGAAGCUGACCAAACUGGCCGUCCAGAUCGGCAGAGCAGGUCUGUUGAUGUCGGCCCUCACCGUCAUCAUCCUAAUCACUCGCUUCCUGAUCGAUACCUUCUGGAUUCAGGGCCUUCCCUGGUUGCAAGAGUGCGUUUCCAUCUAUGUGCAGUUCAUGGUCAAGUUCUUCAUCAUCGGCGUGACUGUGCUKGUGGUGGCUGUGCCUGAGGGUCUCCCCCUGGCCGUCACCAUUUCCCUAGCGUAUUCGGUCAAGAAAAUGAUGAAAGACAAUAACUUGGUCCGCCACCUCGAUGCCUGUGAGACAAUGGGGAACGCCACAGCCAUCUGCUCAGACAAGACGGGGACGCUGACCAUGAACCGCAUGACGGUGGUGCAGGCCUACAUCGCAGGGAGACACUAUACAAAAGUCCCAGAGCCGGAUCUCAUCCCAACCAAGAUACUGGAUCUGCUCAUCCUGGGCAUCGGGGUCAACUGCGCCUACACCACCAAGAUUAUGCCUCCGGAGAGAGAGGGUGGGCUGCCUCGCCAAGUAGGAAACAAAACCGAAUGUGCCUUACUGGGACUCAGUCUAGACUUGAACCGAGACUACCAGAGCGUUCGAAAUGAAAUCCCAGAGGAGAAGCUGUUCAAGGUUUACACGUUCAACUCCGUGAGGAAAUCCAUGAGCACCGUGUUGAAGACCUUUGACGGCAGCUACCGAAUGUUCAGUAAAGGAGCCGCUGAGAUCUUGCUUAAGAAGUGCAGUAAAAUCUUGACGGCCAGUGGAGAGGCCAAGAUCUUCAAACCCAAGGAUCGAGACCAACUAGUGAAAAAUGUGAUUGAGUCGAUGGCAUCAGAGGGGCUACGGACGAUCUGUCUUGCCUACAGAGACUUCUCUAUCGCUGAUGGAGAGCCUGAUUGGGACAACGAGGCGGAGAUCCUCACUAGACUGACAUGCAUCGCUGUGGUUGGCAUUGAAGACCCUGUACGACCUGAGGUACCAGAAGCUAUCAGAAAGUGCCAGAGGGCUGGGAUCACUGUCCGCAUGGUGACUGGAGACAAUAUCAACACUGCUAGAGCCAUCGCCAGCAAAUGUGGCAUUUURCAACCUGGAGACGACUUCCUGUGCAUAGAGGGGAAAGAGUUCAACCAGCGGAUCCGCAACGAGUCGGGCGAGAUCGAGCAGGAGCGUAUCGAUAAGAUUUGGCCCAAAUUGAGAGUCCUUGCCCGGUCAUCCCCAAUGGACAAACACACUCUGGUUAAAGGUAUCAUUGACAGCACAGUGCUGGAGCAGAGGCAGGUUGUCGCAGUAACAGGAGAUGGCACAAACGAUGGCCCCGCCCUCAAGAAAGCAGAUGUCGGCUUUGCUAUGGGCAUCGCAGGGACCGACGUAGCAAAGGAGGCGUCCGACAUCAUCCUGACAGACGACAACUUCUCCAGCAUCGUCAAGGCCGUCAUGUGGGGCCGAAACGUGUACGACAGCAUUUCCAAGUUCCUGCAAUUCCAACUCACGGUCAAUGUGGUUGCUGUCACCGUGGCCAUCACCGGAGCCUGCAUUACCCAGGAUUCUCCUCUGAAAGCUGUGCAGAUGUUAUGGGUCAACCUCAUCAUGGACACCUUCGCCUCAUUGGCCCUCGCCACGGAGCCGCCGACCGAGGCGCUGCUGCUCAGGAACCCGUACGGGCGCAACGAGCCACUCAUCUCGCGCACCAUGAUGAAGAACAUCCUGGGCCACGCCGUCUACCAGCUGACACUGAUCUUCACGCUGCUCUUUGUCGGUGAAAAGAUGUUCGACAUCGACUCCGGGAGGAACGCCCCGCUUCACGCUCCGCCCUCUGAACACUACACCAUUGUGUUCAACACGUUCGUCCUCAUGCAGAUCUUCAACGAGUUCAACGCUCGCAAGAUCCAUGGAGAGCGGAAYGUCUUCAAGGGUGUUUUCAACAACCCCAUCUUCUGCUCCAUUAUCCUGGGAACCCUUAUUGUACAGGUGUUUAUUGUGCACUUUGGUGGUAAAGCUUUCAGCUGUGUACCUCUGACCAUAGAACAGUGGCUCUGGUGCGUCUUCCUGGGCCUUGGUAGUCUCAUUUGGGGGCAGCUGGUGUCCAGCGUCCCCACCAGCUGGCUGCGGUUCCUGAAAACAGCCGGUCAUGGCACCCAGCAGGAGGAGAUCCCAGAGGAAGAGCUGGAGGAGCUUCAASACAAAGACGAGAUUGACCAUGCUGAGAUGGAGCUGAGGAGGGGUCAGGCGCUGUGGUGCCGCAGCCUCAACCGGAUCCAGACGCAGAUUCGUGUUGUGAACGCCUUCAGAGACAGCGUGUCUCCUUACGAGGGCCUGGAGACGCCAGAGUCACGCAGCUCCAUCCACAACUUCAUGAGUCACCCCGAGUUCCGCAUCGAGGACUUAGAAACCCAGAUCCCGCUGAUUGACGAGAACGAGGACGAGGACGACCCGCCCACCAAGCGGAACUCCAUCAUUCCGCCGCCACUGACACUGACCGGACUGUCCAACCUGCAGCCUCCGCCGUCCUCGCCCAACCAGAACAAUAACGCGUUGGAGCGCAUCAUCCCGCUGCACAGAGAUGGCUCCCGGUCCGGCCUAAUCCCACCUAACUCGGCAGGACUGCCACCCUGUCCAGGAAGCCCCCUGCACAGUCUGGAGACCUCCCUCUGAAGCAGCCGCUUUCUGUUGUUUGUCAUGUUGAACAUUUUCAAAACAGACUCCUCUGAUUGAUUCAGGACUUCCAAGGGACAGUAAUGUCUCCACAAGUCUGUUUGUGGUUCUGUUCAGACUGAACCCAUGUUCAAACAGACUGCAUUUUUUUAUUAAUAGAUAUGAACUCUGCAUAUGUAAUUUAGAAGAGUGUUUGUGAGGUGAUUCGUGUAAAUUCAAAUUCAGUUUUAUAUGUAAAUAUUGUCGAUGUGGCCAGAGUUUAUUUAAAAAAGAUUGUUUCUGAUAAGCUAAGUUAUCUGUUAGGGACACGUUCAGAUUGUUUCUGUGUUAACUUGUAACUGCAAGAGUAAGUGACUAAAAAUCAGUUGUAUUUUAUUUGUUUCAUCCGGUAGUUAGACAGGUUUGGAGUAAACGUGUGUUUCUUUUUAAUGUUGUGUUUUUUAUGUCUUAGGUUGGAGGAACAUUGUCAUUAAAAGAUCAAAAACUAA
Poecilia reticulata (guppy) is the source of this 4282-nucleotide messenger RNA. NCBI's taxonomy places the organism in Eukaryota, Metazoa, Chordata, Actinopteri, Cyprinodontiformes, Poeciliidae. The record is from RefSeq and is a predicted model, not a curated record.